Molecule: messenger RNA, 519 nt
Organism: Bipolaris sorokiniana ND90Pr
Lineage: Eukaryota; Fungi; Ascomycota; Dothideomycetes; Pleosporales; Pleosporaceae
Exons: 1
Coding region: 49-381 (110 amino acids)
Source: RefSeq, a predicted model, not a curated record
CUGAUCGAUGGCCUAGGCCUGUCGCUCUACCGGCUGGUCUUGCUCGCCAUGUCAGUUGGCUCGGUGGUCAAGCAAAACAUCUGGGUCACAACACUAUCUAGGGACCCGAUGACAGUAGGUGCGGCGGUUGCGAUAGCGAUGAUCAAUGCGGUUUCGAAUAGUCUGAGCACAUAUUCCUCUGUCACUUCUAUUUCGUCGGCCUCGACCGAAGCGGGCUUUCCACAGCCGGCACUGCUUAUUGGGAGCACGAUUUACGUAGUUGGCAUCUUGACGGAGCUUGUUGCGGGGAUUCAGCGCGAACAAUUUAAAGCCGAUCCAAACAACAAGGGUAAGAUGUGUACGGGGAGCCUGUGGAGUUUGGCGCGGUACAUCAACUACUGAGGAUACACGAUGUGGAGAGCCGGAUAUGCAAUGGCUGGAGGAGGAUACGGGAUGGGUGUCUUGGUCGCAGCCUUUUGGGCCUGGGAUUUCAGCAAGCGGGCUAUUCCCGUUUUGAGCGAGUAUUGCGAGAAGCGGUAC